ACCGCGGGGAGAGAAGUCCCGUUUUCAGUGUCACGGGUGAGUGGCCGGCUGGCUCGCUCGGUCUCAAGAAGGUCAGUCUAGCCCGUGCAGCGGCUCACACAGCAGCCCCGUCUGCCACAGUGCGCGCUUCCCCUCCGCGACAACGCCGUCACAGUUGUGCGGAACAUCGCUGCAGGAGCAGCAGCCGGCAUACCAUUCAGGACUGUCGCGUUAGUGCCCGAUACCGGCGCCUGUGGAAACGCGCGCGUAAGACGCACGUGCCUGAGGGAACGGAAGGAGUCGCCCCGUCGGGGUGUACGCUAAGGGCGAACCGCCCACACGCCACUGACAGAGCGUGCGGUCGGCGCAGCGACGAUACGGUCGCCAAAGUAGCGGUGUGCUCCCCGACCCUUCUUUUCCCGAGGAAAUCUCAUCAAGCGAAGGAAACCCACAGAGAGAACGCGAGUGGAAGAAGAGAGAAGACGCCCAAGAGCAGGAGGAUGACCACCACCACAGUGUGAGAAGAAAAAAAGAAAACAAGGAAAAAAGGGAGGGAGACGCAACCCAAUUCCUCUGCAGUGCGCCCGUCAUCGCGCAACAGCUGCUUCUGCCUUCUUUCGUCGCCGCGCGCGUUGUCGCUCCUCGUGUUCGCCGGAUUACGGGCCGCCAGCGGGGGUCGUGGACCUUGGCACCGAAAUCGAAGCGCAAUGUUGCGACGAAAAAGAUGCCACGAGAAGAACCUGGCGGCCGCGGUAGUGGUGUUGCUCAGUCUGAAUUCAAUCACCGGAACAUUCGGACAGAUAGACAGGCCAAACAGAGAGCCGAGUGACAGCGCAAAUCGUAUUCCUUGGCCUGUUUACCAGCACAGCACCGCAUCCAACGCUCCCGAGCUCAAUCAGAACAGGCCACAGGAGGCUCCUAAACAGAGACCUCGCCUCUCUGAUUCCCUAUUACCGCCGUCAUUCAUUAAAGUAAUCAAUUCUGUCAGCUCUCCCGACUGGGAAACAACAACGCCAGCAGGGCCUCGAGCCGUUGUUUUGACGACUUCCACGACAACGACCACUACAACAACCACGACUCCGCCACCGCCUCCGCCUCCUCCUCCAUCAACUACGGCAUCACUGCCUACAAGCCCCGCCUACUACCAACGUGGCCAACCACCGGAGGUCGACCCGUUAAGCCCCAGCGCCUGGAAGGCUUUACCAGAGAGCCCUACCUUCCCCAAGAGGUCCAGGCUGCAGGCAAAAAGACGACGAAAGCUGAGGCCCAAGCAGGAAACGACGGCCAAAGAGCGCACGCUGUUCACUACUGAGCAGGCAACCGAGGCCUCCACUACCGCGCAUCCUACGAGAAAGUUUGGCGUGACUCGUCGCCAGCUUCCAUCACUCGUUCGUGGCUAUAGAAGCAAACCGACCAAGACCACGCCGCCUACGACGACGUCACCGAGAAGGGCCUACGUGAGGCCCGCGUUGCCCGGGAGGAAGUACACUCCAAUCAUCCCACGUCGACCUGUGCUGGCGACGACGACCAGCACCACGUCUUCCUCCACAAGUAGUUCGACGACAACGACUACAACAACGUCGACUAGGCGGCCUUUCGUCUUCGGCGAGCGCAAGGUUCCGUCCUGGUACGGCCAGACGAGCACAAGCACCACCUCGACGACAACGAACCGCCCGCUGCUGUCAACUCCCCUUUCCAGACUGGGUCGGAGACCACCGAGCCUACGCUACAAGACCGAUGACUUGUCACCAGGGUUCGGGCCUCGAUCGAGGUUGUCCCUACGUCCACUGCCAUCCGUGAUUAGGGACAACGUGCCUCAGACAGUCGAGAAGGACGAGUUGGAACUAUCUCAGUCGGUUCAAACGCCAAAUGGUCGAAGGCGCCUGGUAAAUGAUGUGCCCGCAAGGGUACAUUUACAUAAGGGUCAAGUACCCGAUGUACCAUCACCGCAAAUAGCCAACAACGAAACAGAGACUGUAAAGUACGAAGGCAGGCACGGUGGCUCUGAUGAAGGCGGUGAAGUAGUACGCUUUGUGGCCAUACCACAUUUCGUGGAAGGAAACGUCCCAUCGAGGAGGGCCGAUUUCAAGGAGAGUCCGAGAGUUCCUUUCAGGAGGAUCUUCAGAAACCCUUUUGUGGUUCCUGUAAGAAGGAGGUUCCCUUACGCCGGACCCGUAGCCGUCUUCCCGCCGUCCCUGUCCUCCGUUGAAGACAGCAGUAGCCAGGACGAAGAGGUUGUCCGCAUUCCGGUGCAAAGGCCAGAGAACCUGAAGUGA
Molecule: messenger RNA, 2255 nt
Organism: Dermacentor andersoni
Lineage: Eukaryota; Metazoa; Arthropoda; Arachnida; Ixodida; Ixodidae
Source: RefSeq, a predicted model, not a curated record